CCCAUCGCGCUCGCCGUGCCUCUCGUGCUCAUUCUACCAACGCUCGCCCAGUCGUGUACCUUCACUAACAUUCCAGACAUGGCGCCUGGGGUGUUCAACGCUUCAACCUGCAUUGAAAUCAACGCGCCGUUGAGUACUGCAUGGGACGUACUGCUCGACUUCCCGUCCUAUCCUGACUGGAAUCCGUUCGUCCGCUCGCAGACCGUGACAGACGCGUUCGGUAUUCCUCUCGAUGAUCAAACGCCACACGAGAAUCUCCGCGCCAUCAUCGACUGCCAGAUUCCGCCUCUUCCUCUUCCCGUGAACGCCAGCACACCACCGAAUCUCCUGCACGCCCAGUCGUCGUUCGAGAACAUCACCGUAAUCGACGAGAACUUGAACCGUGUCGCGUGGCAGAGCAUCAUGCUUCCCCAGGUCGUGUUAAAUGCAACGCAUUGGCAGGCUUUCACCGUGAUAGAGGGAGAGGAUGGCAGUCCUGUGACGCUUUACGAAAGUUUGGAGGUUUAUUAUGGUCCGCUGAGCUAUGUGCUGGACGCAUUAUUCGCGGAGGGAUUGCAGGAAGCUUUUGUAGCUCAAGGUGUGGCACUAAAAGCUAGAGUUGAGGGGAUGGCAUAAGCAUGCAUGAGACGGUAGCCUCAUUAUCACAUGUAUGGGAACCCAAGUUGAUGCAUUGGUGAAUACCAUCUUGAUUGCCC
This is a messenger RNA of Stereum hirsutum FP-91666 SS1, 695 nucleotides long. RefSeq lists its product as uncharacterized. The transcript has 2 exons. NCBI's taxonomy places the organism in Eukaryota, Fungi, Basidiomycota, Agaricomycetes, Russulales, Stereaceae. The coding region runs from base 79 to 615 and encodes 178 amino acids. The record is from RefSeq and is a predicted model, not a curated record.